This is a messenger RNA of Malassezia globosa CBS 7966, 2217 nucleotides long. RefSeq lists its product as uncharacterized. The transcript has a single exon. The coding region runs from base 1 to 2217 and encodes 738 amino acids. Lineage: Eukaryota; Fungi; Basidiomycota; Malasseziomycetes; Malasseziales; Malasseziaceae. The record is from RefSeq and is a predicted model, not a curated record.
AUGAGACCUAUGCUGUGCAUGGUGGGCGGCCUGCGGCUACGAGCCAUCACAUGUGCCAAAGCAGCCCCGUGUCAUGGACGGGGUCAGAUCCGAUUGCUUGCGACGGGCUCGUCAGACGAUAAAAGACCGUCCACAGCGAAAUUCCGCGUGCGUCCGACAACACCGCCGCCACGAUACCCGCCGCAGAAAGCACCUGAGCCCAUUCUUUUUGAUGAGCCAGCUGUACCAUUUCCGCACCGCACAGCAAAUCAGCACGCGGCUUUCCGUCGCGGCUCGCGACUUCUUUCGUAUGUGCUAGGAGUGACUCUCGUGCUCGGUGGCACUGUUUAUGUUGGCUGGAACAAACUCUCAGCAGAUGCAGGCACGACGAUGACCUCACCAUCAUCGCCGCCAUCGACAUCUUCUUUCUCGAGCCUAGAAUCGCUAUAUGCAGAUUUGAAGAAGAGUGUCUCUGACUCGAGUGCGUCGCAGACAGCCCAGUUUAUGAUUCUUGCACUGAAACGGUCGACGACUAUUAUCAAGGCUGUAGCUUUGUGUGUCUGGGACUACCGGCGUGUCCUGAAUGCGAAGUAUGCAUCAAAGGAAGAGGAGGAAGAAAGUCUGCGUAACUGUCACUUGCGCUCCGCACAGCGCUUGCUUGUUGCUUUGCAGACGAAUGGAGGCCUUUAUAUCAAGCUGGGACAGCACUUAUCGUCAGUGAUUCUGCUGCCGCCAGAGUGGACAACGACGAUGCGUCCGCUGCAGGAUCAAAAUGAGCCAACACCUUUGCCGGAGCUCGAGGUCCUCUUUCAACACGAAACAGGGAAAACGUUUGAUGAGGCCUUUUCUUGGCUGGAUGAAAAGCCUUUGGGUGUGGCAUCUCUUGCGCAGGUGCACCGCGCGUGUGAUCGAGAAACCGGCCAAAUCCUCGCUGUCAAGAUGCUGCACCCGAACGUGGAGCGGUUCUCCGACAUUGACAUGCGUAUGGUAACAAUUCUGGUGAACUGGGUCAAGCGAGUGUUUCCUCAGUUCGCCUUUGAUUGGCUUGCUGAUGAAAUGAACAAGAACCUGCCGUUGGAACUGGAUUUCCGACACGAGGCUGGCAACUCACUGCGCGCGCAAAAGGACUUUGCCCAGUACAAGUCGACAUGUGUGUACUUCCCCAAGGUACCAUGGGUCCACAAGCGUGUGAUGGCAAUGGAGUUUGUUAAGGGACAACGGCCGGACAACCUUGCAUUCCUGGCUGAACACCACAUCGACAGAAAUCGCGUGUCACAGGAACUUGCUCGCAUCUUCUCACAGAUGCUGUAUAUGCACGGCUUUUUCCAUGCCGACCCACACGGUGGCAAUGUGUUGAUUCGUCCACGACAGCCUGGCUCGCGAUCCGCGGAGAACUUCGAGAUUGUGCUCCUGGACCACGGCCUGUACUUUGAGAUCGAUGAGGAGCUGCGUGCAAACUACGCGCGGUUUUGGCUCUCGUUGAUCUCACGCUCGUCGCCGAAAGUUACAAGAGAGCGCCGCAAAUAUGCAAGGCUUGUUGGCAACAUCGACGACGAUCUCUACCCGGUGUUGGAAAGUGCGAUCACCGGUCGCUCAGGCUUGGAAGGUAGUGACAACAAGAAUCCAACAGGCGUGAAGGGAAAGCAGCGCAAGUCCUCUCUUCUGGAUCUCGAUUCAAGCUCGCGCCUGUCUGAUGACGAAAAAGACCACAUUCGUAAGACUGUGAUGGAAAAAGAGGGGCUUCUUGUGGAUGUUAUGGCGCUACUUCGCCGCGUCCCACGUGCAAUGCUCAUGGUACUAAAGAUCAAUGACCUGACGCGCGCUUUGGACGCGAACUUGCACACAACGCAUGGAUCUGCACGUCCUUUUAUCAUCACUGCGCGGUACUGCGCAAUGGCUGCGCGUCGUGACGAUAAGGAACGACUGACGGCGCGCCGACGGUCGGAGGGGAUUUCGUUCGGCUUCGUGAAGUCGUAUCUCUCGUCCUGUUGGAACUAUAUGUACUUCUAUCAUGGCCUCAUGUUCCUUGAGCGCUUUUCCGAUAUCAAGGCUUACUUCGGUACAUGGGCUCUGUAUAUCCGCGCUAUGCUAUCGGAUGGCGGUUUUGACACCAGGGCGGCGCAUCUUGCAGCAUCAGGCGUUUUUGCGCAAGAAGAGGAACAGAAAAAAGAGCGUGAGGCGGGUGAGCGCGCGAAGCUAGCGCUCAAGUCCGAUGCUAGCAGCAACAACUAUGCGUAG